CACACGACGCUCUUUUCCAGCUAAUAACGCAUGUUACGGCGGCUCGGUCGAUUUUGUUUGAGAAAUUAGCCAGCCAGCAGUCUCGAAAAGUUGUCAGAUGUGUUUUUUGAGCUGAGUAAAACUUGACCGCUGGGAGUCACCGACUUGUCAACAGCUAGCUGGCCAAGGCAUUCACACAACUACUACAGUGGAACCCCCCCCACCCCCCAUCUCUUUGUGUAGGAAUGCCGAGCGGGGUGGAGUACGCCGAGUUCGGGGGCAGCCUCCCGGCCAUCGCCUCCCUCAAUGCCUCCUACUCGCAGGCCUCCCUGUCCCUCCCGUCGCCCUACUCUGUCUGCGCCCCCGGGGAGCGCAAGGCCAUCUCCGACGUGCGCCGCACCUUCUGCCUCUUCGUCACCUUCGACCUGCUCUUCAUCUCCCUGCUGUGGAUCAUCGAGCUCAACAUCUCCAGUUCCAUCUGGCAGAACCUGCAGAAGGAGGUGGUCCAGUACAAAUUCGAGUCGUCCUUCUUCGACAUCUUCCUCCUGGCGGCGUUCCGCUUCCUGUGCCUGCAGCUGGGCUACGCGGCUUUCCGCCUGAGGCACUGGUGGGUCAUCGCGAUCACCACUCUGGUGACCAGUGCCUUCCUUGUCGCAAAAGUCAUCAUCUCCAACCUCCUCUCCCAGAAUGCCUUUGGCUACGUGCUGCCCAUCACCUCCUUCGUGGUGGCCUGGCUGGAGACCUGGUUCCUGGACUUCAAAGUGCUCACCCAGGAGGCGGAGGAUGAGAGGGCGUACCUGGCAGCCAUGUGCGUGUCGAGUGGGCGAGGGCCCCUGCUGUACCCGCGCGCUGUGUCUGACGGACAGUUCUACUCCCCACCCGAGUCCAUGGCUGGUUCAGACGAGGAGCUGGACGAGGAAGGACUGGGCCGCAGAGCCAUCACCGCUCAGGAAAAAGAGUAUGUGCGUCAGGGCCGGGAGGCCAUGGCUGUGGUGGAACAGAUACUGGCUCAGGAGGAGAACUGGAAGUUUGAGAAGAACAAUGAGCUGGGUGAUUCCGUGUACACCCUUGAGAUCCCUUUCCAUGGCAAGACCUUCAUCCUGAAGGCCUUCAUGCAGUGCCCAGCUGAGCUUGUGUACCAAGAGGUCAUUCUGCAGCCUGAGAAGAUGGUCCAAUGGAACAGAACCAUCUCGGGUUGCCAGAUCCUGCAGCGGGUGGAUGACAACACGCUGGUGUCGUACGACGUCUCCUCGGGCGCUGCGGGCGGCGUGGUUUCGCCCAGGGACUUUGUGAACGUGAGGCGGGUGGAGCGCCGGAGGGACUGCUACGUUUCCGCGGGGAUGGCCACCUGCCACGAAGCCAAGCCCCCGCACAGCCGCUGCGUCAGAGGAGAGAACGGUCCCGGAGGCUUCGUGGUGCUCAAGUCCAACAGUAACCCGUCUGUGUGCACCUUCGUCUGGAUCCUCAACACAGAUCUCAAGGGCCGACUACCGCGGUACCUCAUCCACCAGAGCCUGGCGGCCACCAUGUUUGAGUUCGUCUCCCACCUGCGCCAGAGGAUCAGCGACCUGCGCCCGUCUCUGCGGUAGAGAGCGCGCGGUCCGCUCUGCUCACGGGCGCACAGCGCCCCUCCCUGGACGGGAGGAGAAACUACGACGCCCGGAACUUUUGGUGCGGUUAUAUAGAAAAGUGCUAGGGACCUUGAAGAAGUGCUAGGGACCUUAAACUUGAACUCGAACUCAACCUCACCUGCCCCCCCAAACAGAUUAAGCUGGACUUUUAUCUGUCAGUCUACACAUGAAUAAUUGAAAUCUCAAAAGAAGGAUGAAACUAAGGAGCUUUCCAGGGGCUCGUGCUCGCGCGCACACACGGUUUCCCCGCAGCCUGUGCCAUAUUUUUUUCCCCUCGCUCUCGACCCUUAAUGUGGUGAGAAGGACGGUCUUCUCCCCUCUGAUACGAGCCUUUCUGUGCGUACGAAUGUUACACACGCGGACGCUCGCUAGCCCUGGACCUGGACUCAGUAAUGUUAGGAAUGAUGGCCGAUACCGGGCCAGACUAGACUGAAUGCCCAGUCGAUUUGUUUAUAUCGCCGCGCGGCGAAACGCAACUAAUGAAGACUUCACCGGCGCCCGGCUUGCUCUAACCCUGCAUGUUACCGAGCGAUCGGCGACCAUUUUCCCUCGUCUUAACGCGGCCCUGCCUGCUCGUCCGACUGCUCGCCUCCAUCGCUGACCGACGCUAUGCAUGAACAGUAGAGUACACUAAUCCUUGCACAUACGCCCCCCCCCGCCCCCCCUCGACAGCUCACUGUGAUGGAGGAGGCGGUUGACGCAGGUGUGGGGUGGAGCCUUAAUCUGUGAACCAACAUUGCCUGAUGGUAGCUUUUUUAUUUCCUAAUAUCAUUUUGCUUCUGUUUCUUUUUUUUUUUGUUGUUGCCAAAAUCAUGUGUUGCAUUCAUUGCUUAAUUGUUUGUACAUUUGUUCUAUUUUUACAGUGAUUUGAGUCACUUUGAAUAAUGCACAUAGCUCACGUGGGGGUAAUGGAGUAUAAGGCACAUUUUGUUUUUUUUGUUCUUCUUAGUUUUUUUGCAUUGUUGUAUUUUAUUUGAGCCCAUGUCAGCCCCAUCAGGUUUUAAAGGGCCUAAAAUGAAAUGAAUAAUAAAAGUCUGUCAGAUUACUA
Anguilla anguilla (European eel) is the source of this 2658-nucleotide messenger RNA. It is a transcript of the gene stard3, whose product is annotated as StAR-related lipid transfer (START) domain containing 3. Gene Ontology annotation, molecular function: cholesterol transfer activity; cholesterol binding. Gene Ontology annotation, cellular component: late endosome. NCBI's taxonomy places the organism in Eukaryota, Metazoa, Chordata, Actinopteri, Anguilliformes, Anguillidae. The record is from RefSeq and is a predicted model, not a curated record. Bases 225 to 1568 code for a protein of 447 amino acids. The transcript is spliced from 15 exons.